Messenger RNA from Sceloporus undulatus (fence lizard), 1098 nucleotides. It is a transcript of the gene MYDGF, whose product is annotated as myeloid derived growth factor. NCBI's taxonomy places the organism in Eukaryota, Metazoa, Chordata, Lepidosauria, Squamata, Phrynosomatidae. The record is from RefSeq and is a predicted model, not a curated record. The transcript is spliced from 6 exons. Gene Ontology annotation, biological process: positive regulation of endothelial cell proliferation; positive regulation of angiogenesis. Bases 16 to 531 code for a protein of 171 amino acids.
UUUGGCUUUUUCAAGAUGGCGGCGCCCAGGAGAGUCCGUAGCGGAAGGCUGUGGGACGGUUUGCUGGCCUCCGCGUUCUUCCUCCAGCUCUUCCUUUCGGCGGCCGGGGCGGAUGAAGCUUCCGCCACGGCCGAGUUCGACGUGAGGCCCGGCGGCAUGGUCCACUCGUUUUCCAAGAGCCUGGGAGACUAUACCUGCAUUUUUACCUACGCUGCUCAAGGUGGGACCAAUGAGCAAUGGCAGAUGAGCAUGGGCAUCAGUGAAGACAACUUGCUGUUUUCUUGUUCGGUCUGGAGGCCCCAGGGGAAGUCUUAUCUCUUCUUUACACAGUUCAAAGCCGAUGUAAAAGGAGCAAAGAUAGAGUACGCCAUGGCCUAUUCCACAGCUGCAUCUGGAGGACAGAAUGACAUCCCCUUAAAGGAAGAGGAAUUUCAAGUGACCGAAACAGCAGUGACCCACAAGGAGGGCAAAUUCCGGGCAGAGCUUUCCAAACUGCUCAUCGUAGCCAAGACAGCUCAUGAUGAGCUAUGAACCGAUGACAUCUUCCUGGCUGAUUUUUCACAAGGACAAUACAUGGACCUUCAGAUCAGUGCUGGGAGUUUUGUUUUGCAAUGGGUGGGAGGGAUUCUCUUUUAUAUAUUUAAUUACCAUUUGAGCAGAACCUUGGGAGGCUAUAGACAAACCAUGUGCUGCUUUAGCAUCCCAAGCUGGCAGUCUACUGUUAUGAUGUCUUUUUUGGGGUAGUGUGGAGUGUAAGAGUUUGCUUCUUUACCAGCAUUCUCUUAUGGAGGUUGCCUCGAAUAUGAAAAAAUUCACCACAGACAUGGAAAACUAACUAGGGUGCGCUACCCACUUUCCUCAGUACCAGCAUUUAUAAUCUGGUCCUUCAAUACCCAAUCUGACAAUGCUUGACGGCAGCUGUUUUACAACAGAGGCAUCAAAAAAAUCACAGAGAGUGUGAUUUCUUUAUAUAUUCCAGAAAGUUUUAGCACCAAAAAGUGGCUGCUUUUGAUAAAUUGGUUUAACAACUGCAGGAGAGCCCCAUAUGGGGAUAUAAAAGGUGAGCAAUAUACAAAUAAAUGUGAAUAUAUAUCUUAA